This is a messenger RNA of Helianthus annuus (common sunflower), 409 nucleotides long. Its product is annotated as protein CENTRORADIALIS-like. Gene Ontology annotation, biological process: vegetative to reproductive phase transition of meristem; flower development. The record is from RefSeq and is a predicted model, not a curated record. The transcript is spliced from 6 exons. Bases 1 to 387 code for a protein of 128 amino acids. NCBI's taxonomy places the organism in Eukaryota, Viridiplantae, Streptophyta, Magnoliopsida, Asterales, Asteraceae.
AUGUUAUCCACAAGCAACAUUCCAUCUUCAAUCUUGACCGACCCUGAUGCACUGAGUCCAAGUGAUCCUUACUUGAGAGAACAUCUCCAUUGGAUCGUCACAGACAUUCCUGGUACAACUGAUGCAACUUUUGGACAAAAUGUUGUGAGCUAUGAAAAACCAAAUCCACUCAUAGGAAUCCACCGAUACGUUUUCUUACUAUUUAAACCAUGUCGACACCCAAUAAACGUUCAGCACUAUGAUUUAAGAAAUGAAAAUCAUGCUCACAAUCAUAUUGACAAUCUAGCCCAAUCCAUUCCAUUCGGUGAAAUGAACACUACCUUAGGGUUACCAGUUGCUGCUGUCUACUUCAACGCUCACAGAGAAAAUGCGGCACGUAGAAGAUAACUAACUAGAUUUCAUACGUAUA